AUGAGGCUCAAAGUCGCAGCCAAGAUCGACGAUGUUAAACGGGAUUACCGCGAAAAAAAGAUCAAAUGGAUGAUGGCGCUUCCACACGUCGAAUACGUCAGCGAAAUUUGCGCCACGGAGAAGGCGGAGUUCCUGGGCAACGCAGUCGCUCUGCUGUUUCCCAUCGACUGGCAAGAGUCCUUUGGCCUUGUGAUGAUCGAAGCAAUAGCUUGUGGGCCGCCAGUCAUUGCUUUCAGCCACGGUUCUGUGCCAGAGGUCAUUAAUGAAGGGGUGACGGGGCUUGUUGUCCACGAUGAAGCGGCCGCCGUCGAAGCAGUCCAACGCGUGGAGACACUAUCUCGGGCAACCGUCCGCAAGGUGUUUGAGCAGCGGUUCUCUGCAAGGACUAUGGCUUCCGGCUACCUCGAGACGUACGAGAAGCUGUUGACACAGAAACGAGAAGCCGACAUGCAAAAGUCUCGCCGCGUAACCAAUAGUAUAAACAAGAGGACCGCAUCGAAUCGGAGCAGCAGGGGAUUGGUGCAGCAUCAUUUUGGCUUUCGGCCUGUCGAUGAUGUGGCUAUUCGAAGCCAAAGCCUCGGUCUAUACGUGUCUGCACACACGCGGACAGAGCGAGACGGGUGCGACAACGCGGUCUAA
Messenger RNA from Coniosporium apollinis CBS 100218, 639 nucleotides. RefSeq lists its product as uncharacterized. NCBI's taxonomy places the organism in Eukaryota, Fungi, Ascomycota, Dothideomycetes. Gene Ontology annotation, molecular function: glycosyltransferase activity. Bases 1 to 639 code for a protein of 212 amino acids. The record is from RefSeq and is a predicted model, not a curated record. The transcript is spliced from 2 exons.